Daldinia loculata is the source of this 3108-nucleotide messenger RNA. Its product is annotated as cation efflux protein. Gene Ontology annotation, molecular function: zinc ion transmembrane transporter activity. The record is from RefSeq and is a predicted model, not a curated record. NCBI's taxonomy places the organism in Eukaryota, Fungi, Ascomycota, Sordariomycetes, Xylariales, Hypoxylaceae. The transcript has a single exon. Gene Ontology annotation, biological process: zinc ion transmembrane transport; intracellular zinc ion homeostasis. The coding region runs from base 721 to 2481 and encodes 586 amino acids. Gene Ontology annotation, cellular component: membrane.
CCUCUAUGAUAUAAUAGUGCCAUUAGUCCCUCAGAAGUUCCCUCUCUUUCCUCAGGAAGCCAAUCGGAACCAGAACAAAGAUCCUUCCAUUUAGCUGCAUCUGCCAAGGCAAGGUCCGUGCUUCAUCUGAUAACAAAAUCCCCGCCAUUUGUGAUUUCCGAACAGUGCUCCGACCUGAACUUGCGUUUUAUCCAUUACAUGUCUGCAUGUUAUGAAUCUUUGAUCGCCCGUUAGGCUCCACAAGACAGUCCCCCUGCGCUUCUGCUCAGCCGUUUCCUAAAAGAACCAGAAGAAACCCCCAAUUCUUUCACUUUUACGUCUCAAAAAAUCCUCGUCUGUUUCGCCUGUUUCGAAACGUCAAUAUUUCGUUGCCCCUGCAGCCCUGUCGGCUAGCAUUCAGACAAUAAAUACCAAGGUGCCGGCCGUUGCAUGGCUACGACAAUUAGUGUCUAAUAGCCACUCGGGCAGCGACUAACGGGCACUUUUAAUUACACACUUAACUUUUUCUCUUAUCACACCGAGCGAGCAACGCCGGGCCGGCCUAGAUUUCUCUAUUGUCUAGGUGAACCCGCAAUCCCGGACCAUCGCCACUAAUCUUGUCCCCCUUAUUUUCUUCUUCUUCUGUCAUACAUAACCGCAGGACAAGAAGCGAACGAGCUCCGGCUCCAUCACAUUAUUCGACAAACCUCUAUCGAUUAGUCCAGCAUCAAAACCGACGCAAUGGCUUGGUCGAAAACCACCCGGAUCAGCAUAAUGCUGGCCAUCGAUAUCGUCUUCUUUCUCGUGGAGUUGAUAUCAGGUUUUAUGGUCCAUUCCUUGGCAUUGAUGGCAGACGCGUUCCACAUGCUGAACGAUAUCAUCUCGCUGAUUAUUGGUCUGUGGGCUGUGACUGUUGCUAAGAGAGAAACUACCAACAAAUUUUCUUACGGCUGGGUUCGCGCCGAAAUCCUCGGUGCUGCUUUCAACGCUGUUUUCCUAAUUGCCCUUUGCGUCUCCAUCAUUCUCGAAGCGUUAACUCGGUUCAUCGAGCCUCAGGAAGUCUCGAACCCGAAACUCAUUCUUAUCGUGGGCUGCUGCGGGUUGGCCUCGAAUCUAGUCGGGUUUUUGGUUCUGGGAGGACACGGGCACGAUCAUGGCGAACAUUCCCACGAUGACGAGCACGGACACGAACAUGUUCACAAGCACGAUAGCAUUAGAGCCGCUGAGGAGGGCAGAGUAACCGCUACCGAGGCAUUGUUAGACGAGAACGCUCCGGUGGGAGAUAUAUUGCCCGAAGUUGCGGUAGCAAGAGCCCGUGCUGCGAACGCCUCGCCAGAGACCGUUCGUCACAUCCAAUUUGAGCAACUAGGAAGGCCGGAUCUCCACGAACGCGCUAGUCAGAGCUCCGUUCCUAGGGGAAGAGAGCGUCGACGCGCAGGUAGCCUUAAGCAUAGCCGCCUAGCUAGUAUCGAUGACUUCAGCAUCCACCCGGCUAGCUUUAGACAGGAUAUCAUCGAACAUAGCCGAUCCAGCCGUAACGAGGAGACUGAUGAAAGUUCUAUUGACGAUGAUUAUACGGACUCUCCUGUUCGCGAGGAAUCAGCUAUUGACGAGACCACACCCCUAGUAGCGAACGAGCGUGUGGCAGAUAAGGCGUCCGCUCAGAAGGGUUACUCAGGCCGGUCGGGAAGUUCUCAUCGUAAUCACCGUGGCAGACGUGACUCGGGGACGCACUUGGACCACCAUCACAACAGGCCGACGUCCAAGUCGAGGAAGAAGGGACACGGUCAUGGCCACAACCACGCCGACAUGGGUAUGAACGCUAUGGUCCUCCAUGUCUUGGGUGAUGCUCUAGGAAACGUUGGUGUCAUUGCUACCGCUCUGAUUAUCUGGCUAACUGAUUGGUCGGGACGAUACUACGCUGAUCCGGCUGUGUCAUUAUUUAUUACCCUCAUCAUUCUCAAAUCGGCAAUUCCCUUGACGAAAGCGACAGCCCAGGUAUUGCUACAGGCUACGCCAGAUCACAUCGAUAUCCAGGACAUUAAAGAGGACAUCCAGGCUCUACCAGGCGUAAUUAGUUGCCACCAUGUCCACAUCUGGCAGCUUUCCGACACAAAGUUGAUCGCGUCGCUGCACAUACAGGUCGCGUUCCCAAUCACGAGUGAAGGGGGGGAGAAGUACAUGAAGCUCGCUAAACAAGCACGGAAAUGUCUCCAUGCCUAUGGCAUCCAUAGCGCCACUAUCCAACCCGAGUUCUGUCUAGAUCAAGACUGCGUUCCUAUCGACGACGGCUCUACGACGCUUGACGGACAAGCCUCCCCACGCUACCCACCCGAUAUGUGUCUUCUAGAAUGCGUAGAUGACUGCGUGGGCCAAAGUUGCUGUCCGCCACCUUCGCAGACUGCCUCUAAGGCAGGAUCGAGCCGCAGGUCUAGUCACUCGGCAUCUCACGAUCACGACGAGGAUAGCGAUCACGGACAUGGACAUCACCACCAGGGGUGAUUUGGCCGACAGAGAAAAGAAUUACUUGUAACUUUAGACGUUUAUUAUCAUUGGGCUGUCAUUAUGGUGUGAGAAUAGUAUGGUACUGCUCGGCUCUGGCUAGACAGACUACAUAGAUGAGCGUCUCUUGUGUUUUCUAGUACAUGUCUAAUAGUGCGCAGGCGUUUAAGGCGAAAAGGCAGAGCGAAAAGGCAGAGCGAGGGCGGUCAAUCAUAAUGUACAAAUCAGGCUCCGAAAUGCAUGUUUACUCAUAAUGCAAUGCAUUUCAUUUCUUGCGAUGCUCGAGCGGACGGUGACAGAGAUGUAGAUUUGGAUUGCUCGGAGGUACGGUCUAUACGAUGUGUACAUAGAGUCAUAAGUGUAUGUACAUGGUUUCUUCUAGGAUGAUUGUAUGGACUAGGUUAGGUAGAUACCUGGCUAUAUGCCUGCGAUAUUAAAGAUGAGGCUCGUGAGAUGAUUCAUCACAGAUGGAUAUCGGAUACUUUCCAUGGUAUCGUGUAGGGAGUUAUAUCCGACGUAGCAUUUCACGUGGACAUUUGAAACUCCGCGUUUGCUUCACUCACCCCCUUUGAAAUUUAAGCAUAGCGCACGGACGCUUACUUUAUUUUUUACCGAUUUGAAUUCGCC